This is a messenger RNA of Necator americanus (New World hookworm), 369 nucleotides long. RefSeq lists its product as uncharacterized. The coding region runs from base 1 to 369 and encodes 122 amino acids. NCBI's taxonomy places the organism in Eukaryota, Metazoa, Nematoda, Chromadorea, Rhabditida, Ancylostomatidae. The record is from RefSeq and is a predicted model, not a curated record. The transcript has a single exon.
AUGCGAAGAACAGUCGACCAGUGUCCUGCCGACAUUGUUUUAGCACCAUCAGAGUGCCUCUUGACUGACCUCGAGUACGCCGACGAUGUUGUUAUAUUCGCGGAAAGCAGUAAGAAACUUCAACAUGUUGUCAACCUUGUAUCGAAGCUGGCUGCAGCCUAUGGACUACAUCUAUGCCCUGAUAGAUGCAAGCAGAUGUGGAUCUCUUCGAGGCCUCAAACGGGAAUCAGGGUGGACGGACAGCCGAUAGAACUCGUCGAUGAGUUCUGUAACCUGGACUGUAUGCUGAAGAACAACGGCAGCUACGAGAGAGAUGUUCAGCAAAGAUGCGCUAAGGCCAUAAGGCCACUUCUGCAUUUAACUCCUUAA